Molecule: messenger RNA, 1053 nt
Organism: Eucalyptus grandis
Lineage: Eukaryota; Viridiplantae; Streptophyta; Magnoliopsida; Myrtales; Myrtaceae
Product: TMV resistance protein N-like
Exons: 1
Coding region: 1-1053 (350 amino acids)
Biological process (GO): defense response
Molecular function (GO): ADP binding
Source: RefSeq, a predicted model, not a curated record
AUGGAGUUGUUGGACUAUGACUUUGGUUGUGUACGGUGUCUUGGAAUUCAUGGCCCAGCUGCUAUUGGAAAGACGACCCUUGCCAAGGCUCUCUUCGACCAGCUCAUUUCUAACUUUGAUUGGUAUUGCUUCCUGCAAGAUGUCCGUGGAUCAUCCCGCCGCCAUGGCCUAGUAUUUCUGCAAAAGAAGCUGCUAUUCGACAUUCUCGACGAAACUAAGUCUAUGAUUGAUAUUGAUGACAUUGAUGAUGAAAGGCCUACGGAUGACAUCAAUGACAUCAAUGACAUCAAUGACAUUGACGAUGGAAUGAUGGUCAUUAGGAAAAAACUGCAUGGAAAGAAGGUUCUAAUUGUUCUAGAUGAUGUGGACCAUAGGGAACAGUUUGAGAAACUAGUUGGCAAGAUCAAUUGGUUAGGUACAGGAAGUAGAGUCGUAAUUACAACAAGAAACAAAAGUAUCCUAGAGAGUGGAGAGAAAAUCAUACUCUAUGAAUUGAGAGAAAUAAAUUCUAAUCAAGCACUUCAGCUUUUUAUAAAUCAUGCAUUCAAAGAAGAAUCUCCUAGAGACGAUUAUUAUGAUAGACUUUCAAGGGAUAUUGUUUCCACCAUUGGAGGACUUCCUUUGAUCAUUAAGGUCAUAGGUUCAUUUCUUCGUGGAAAGCAUGAAACUAUAUGGAAAGACACACUAGAAAAGUUAAGGAGCAUUGAUAAUAAAGAUGUCCACUGGAUGUUGAAAAUCAGCUUUGACGCCUUAAAUUUCAAGCAAAAGCAGAUUUUUCUUGAUAUUGCAUGUCUUUCCUUCCAUGAGGAGGAGAUUAAUGCAUCUUACAUGUGGGAAGAUUGCAACUUUUUUCCACAAAUAGAAAUUGAAGUCCUCAGUUCUCUAUCAUUGAUACAUAUUAGAGAGAAUGGUGGGUUAUGGAUGCAUGACAUGCUAAAAGACCUAGGGCGCCAUAUUGUCCAUGAGGAAAACCUGGAUCCAGGAAAGCGUAGCAGAUUGUGGAUUUCUGAGGAAGCUAUGGACAUUUUGAAAACAAGAGAGGUAUUACAAUAA